AGUCAAAUGUUCAUACCAUCGUAAAAGGGUCAUCGUACCAUGGUUCAUACAGACAUAAAUUAACGCCGAUUCCAAAACUUCAUACAUUAUUGAUUAAUAUUAAUAAAUAUAUAUUUAAUAUGUGAAGUAUUUUUUAUUUAUAUUUUUAAUAUAAAUAAAAUUUAACAUACCAAUCAAUUAAUUAUUCUUUACAAUACGAUUUGAUAGUGAUUUCUAUUCUGUAUGCAACCCUGCUAACACAUGUGCUUGAGUUUGUUUUGACAAUUGUGCUACAAGAUCAUUUUUCCAAACAAACCUCUGGAUCCAGACAUGGCCCAAACAGAUUUCCAGAAGAAUUUUCGUUUGGUUUUGGAGAAAAUCUUUAACAACUGGCAAAAUUUGAGGCUAGCUGUUGAACAUGGAAUGGGUGGACGUAAUGGACAACAACUAGCAAUUGAAAUUAUGGACUACACAUACAAAUAUUGCAUAGGCAAUGAAAGCAUAACACAGGGCGAGCUGCAAGAUGUUUUGGAAGACUUGUUAGAUCAGGAAUUCGACACAAUCUGUGAUGACAACUCAAUUCCAGAGAUCUGCCGUAAUUUAUUGCGCUACAAAGUGCUCUGUCUUAAAGGAGAGUAUGCGCAAAUUGAAAGCGAAUUAAGCAAACUGCCACAGGGCAAAGACUGGCUACGCCCAGAUGUAAAAAUUGUGUAUACACCGGUUGCAGGGGAAGAUUCAUCUUCAGAUGAAGAUGAUGAGAGUGGUGACUCAGAGGAUGGUAUGGAAGUAGACGAAGAAGACAGUGAUUUGGCCAGUUGUAGUCGUGUAACACGAUCACAAACACGCAAAAAACAAGAGGAAGAAUUCGUAGAACCUGAACCUGGCUGGACAACUGUGCGUACUAGAAGGAAAUAGUAUAUAAUCGUAAAGAAAUUUCACAUAAUUUAACUACCGUAGUUAAAUAAACAAGUUAACGUAUGUUAUAAUUUAAAAUGAAAACUCAAAA
Messenger RNA from Bactrocera oleae (olive fruit fly), 985 nucleotides. RefSeq names its product pre-rRNA-processing protein TSR2 homolog. Gene Ontology annotation, cellular component: nucleus. The record is from RefSeq and is a predicted model, not a curated record. NCBI's taxonomy places the organism in Eukaryota, Metazoa, Arthropoda, Insecta, Diptera, Tephritidae. Gene Ontology annotation, biological process: maturation of SSU-rRNA from tricistronic rRNA transcript (SSU-rRNA, 5.8S rRNA, LSU-rRNA).